Molecule: messenger RNA, 4003 nt
Organism: Tuber aestivum (summer truffle)
Lineage: Eukaryota; Fungi; Ascomycota; Pezizomycetes; Pezizales; Tuberaceae
Source: the annotation of a GenBank genome assembly
AUGAUUCACACCCCUGCUAUCCGGAGAUCUAUCCCUACCACAACCACCCGUCUACCAUUUAUUCGGAAAGCAAACAUGUCCUUCAAAAUUCCAGCUAUCGACAAUGAGCCCAAUGUGCACUCCUUCUCCUUCUGCUCCAUGGCGAUGCGGGCUAAUACGGCCGUAGAAACACUAUGCCACGGGUUCCUCCGAGCGUAAGGCACUCACAGAAGCCAUCCAAGCUCUUCGUUCGAGAGCUCCCAUUGCCGUUCCACUCCGUAUAAAUGCGGAAUCUGUCACCACACAGUCUACAGCCCCUCAAUUCGUUCCUUCGUCACACGCUACUACACUCGCUUCUUCCUCGCAAGCUUCCAAGGAACAAGUUACUGCCGCCAUCUCAUCCGCCCUUGCAGCUAAGCCGACGUGGGAGUCCUUACCAUUCGCCGACCGUGCAGCUGUAUUCCUGAAGGCAGCGGAGCUAAUUUCCGGAAAAUACCGACCCGAUAUUAUGGCCGCUACGAUCCUUGGCCAGGGGAAGAAUGCGUGGCAAGCCGAGAUAGACGCUUCCACCGAAUUGGUAGACUUUCUGAGGUUCAACGUUCAGUACGCCGAGGAGCUCUACAAGCAACAGCCAGCAAAGAAUGCACCUGGCGUUUGGAAGUAUGUCUGUCCCCCGGCCCUGCCGAUCUAGAAAAGAGCUGAUGCAUUGUGUCUUGGUGGUUUAGCCGUGUCGAGUACCGCCCCUUGGAAGGGUUUGUUUAUGCAAUUUCGCCAUUCAACUUCACAGCUAUUGGUGGUAAUCUGCCUAUUGUGCCGGCUCUUCUUGGCAAUGUUGUUAUCUGGAAGCCUUCCCCAGCUGCAAUCUACAGCAACUACCUGAUUUACCAGAUCCUACUUGAAUCGGGCCUUCCAGGGAACGUUAUUCAAUUCGUGCCCGGAGAUGCAGAAUCCGUAACCAAUGCCGUCCUCUCGCACAAGGAAUUUGCUGCGCUUCACUACACUGGCUCCACUGCUGUUUUCCGUAAACUCUACGGCAAAAUCUCCCAGGGUGUGGUUGAGGCUAGAUUCCGCUCCUAUCCCCGUAUUGUGGGUGAGACUGGCGGAAAGAACUUUCACUUGGUUCAUUCGUCAGCCGACAUUCGCAACGCAGUAGUGCAAACCAUACGUGGUGCAUUCGAAUAUCAAGGGCAGAAAUGCUCAGCUUGCUCACGUCUCUACAUACCGAGGUCUAUUUCUGAAGACUUCCUGUCCCAACUUAAAGAGGAGACCUCGAAGCUCAAAGUCGGCGCUCCAGACGAAUCAUUUGAGAACUUUAUUGGGCCGGUUAUCCACAGAGCAUCUUUCGAUAAACUCAAGAGUGUGAUUGACUCUGCCAAGUUAGAUUCGUCUCUUAAUCUCCUGGUUGGUGGGAAAUAUAAUGACAGCAAAGGGUUCUUCAUCCACCCCACAAUCUACGUCGCCAACUCCCCCGCCCACAAACUCCUCAACGAUGAGCUCUUUGGCCCGAUCUUGACCGUUUACAUUUACUCCGAUGAGGACUUUGAGGGUGUUAUGAAGACUAUCGACGAGAGUGGUGGCGGAUAUGCACUUACCGGUAGUGUGUUUGCCAAGGAUAGGAUGGUUAUCAGAAAGGCUGAGGAUGCGCUCAGAAAUUCCGCUGGUAAUUUCUAUAUCAGUAAGUUUCGGAUUGCUUUAUCCCCGGAAAAAUUUCUGAUAAAGGAAAAGAUGCAAAGUGCACAGGCGCUGUUGUCGGCCAGCAGCCAUUCGGUGGGGCCCGGGCCAGUGGAACUAAUGACAAGGCGGGGAGUAUGAAUAUCCUGACUAGGUUUGUUAGCGCGAGAUCUAUCAAGGAGGAAUUCACGCCUAUCGAUAAGGUUCUCUAUCCCAGCAACGAUGUCUAGGCUUGAUAUUUUUCUUUCCUUCUUUUUUUCCCGUCCAUCUGGUUUGGUCGCGAUGUACUGUAGGAUACAGAAUUUCUUUUCAAAAGUGGACCACUUUCAAACUUGAGGCACAGGCUCUCACUCGCUUUACCAUUUGAUUCUUCCUUGUUGAUGGUCGUAGGAUCACUGAGGGCGCCCGGGAUAAUUUCAUUAGCAUGAUAGACACCACAUUCUAGCUAGAGCAAAAAGCCGUGGCCAUCUGGGGUCCCCGACGGAAGACAAGAGGUCUAUCUACAAGUCUCUACUAAACUGAUCCCAAAAGACAAACUCCGCUCGGCCAUCUCACCAACAAGUCCCUAUCAUACAACACAAGAUUGAGGCUCAACGCCAAGCCACUUACUACAUCGAAAAAGCCUCCAACCUACUCACCCCACCAGAAUACCGAUACAACCCUAGCUCUCACUCCUAACUCGACACCCCAUCUUCAACUCUCAUCCGACUGAAAAAUUCACCAGCUCCCACCAAUCCGCAUGUAAUUGACCACAAGCCUCCAGGAGCGACCCACUACAACUUGCUCCUGUCCCAACGCCCAAACAUGACCACCACUGCCAGCGCCACCACCACGACCCCAAAGACGCAGGUGGUCAACAACCCCCCCCGCAAAAACCACUUCCUUUUCGGCGGCUUUUCGGGGGUCCUCGGUGCGGUCCUGCUCCAACCCGCGGACCUUCUAAAAACCCGUCUGCAGCAGAGUCCCCCUACCACCUCCGCCACGCGUACACUGUUAACAACCCUCCAACAAAUCAUCUCCUCUCCGCAGCCCGUUCGCUCGCUGUGGCGCGGCACCUUGCCCAGCACUAUCCGAACGGGUGUGGGCUCAGCUCUGUACUUUUCUGCGCUCAACACAAUCCGCAGUGGGUUCUCUACCCGGCCUAGCACUACCGCCAGCAGCAGCCUACCUACACUCUCACCAUUGGGGAACCUUGCCGCCGGUGCUGGCACAAGGGCGGUGGUGGGGGGCCUACUGAUGCCGGUCACUGUACUAAAGGUCCGUUACGAAUCCAAUUUAUAUGCAUACCCAACAUUAUUCUCCGCCUGCAAAGACAUCCACAAAACUGAAGGAAUGCGAGGCUUCUUUAGCGGCUGGGGUGCAACCGCUAUCCGCGAUGCCCCGUACGCCGGGCUGUACGUAGUCUUCUAUGAGCAGAGCAAGAAGACACUCUCCCGGCUCUGGAAUACCGAGGGGGGUGGAGUAAUGGACAUCGGCACCGCCGCGGGAAUAAACGUACUCUCAGGAGCCGGCGCUGCAACCCUGGCUACUGCGAUCACUAAUCCGUUCGAUGCGUUGAAGACUAGGAUCCAGAUUGCCCCCGAACGCUACAGGAAUCUAUGGCACGCGGCGAAGGUAGUUGUGGAGGAGGAUAGGAGAUGGAAGGGACGGGCGCUUUUUGAUGGGCUGGGGCUGAGGAUUGCUAGGAAGGCGGUCAGCUCUGCGAUGGUUUGGGGGAUAUAUGAGGGAUUGGUGCGGUAGCCUGCCUUCUCCCCGAUUGGCGGAGGGGAGGCCGUGAGAGCGGAUGGAAAGUGUUUUCAUGUUUCUUAUUGCUGCUUGCGGGUAACCCCCAGCUUCAGCACUGUGCGGAAAGAAACAGAAACGGUGUAUACGGCGAUAAAGGUGAAGCCUAUCGAUAACAUAGAUCGCUUUCCUUAGGUUGGGUGCUUAUAGCUACUUAAUGGAUACGGUUUGUCAUACUUUUUCUUGCCUGUCUCCUCUCGCCUAUCACGGGUGGCCGUUUGCUUUCCGUUUGGGAAGGGAUUUGGCCGCGACCUUGGUUUGCGAGUGAGAUGUUGCGAUAGAGGUCGUUUAACCUGCGGCAGUACAACCAGGGUUCGCAGUCAGGCACGUAUGGUAAGCGCUAAAAAAAGAAAACUUGGCACUUAUACUAGCAUAUUGGCCACGUGAUAUCAGUUUGUGCCAAUAAGGAAGUGAAUAAAAGGAAGACUGACCAGCGGAUGCUAUGUUAUACUAGGACUUGAGAAGAGGAUUACUUAGAGUAUAGAAGAUGAAAUAAAGUAUCAUUGCCGGAAGUGGCAGUUUGUUUGGCCUGCUGGGUAUCGGGGGUACGCAGCAGAGACAGCUGCACAGU